AUGGUGACAGGGCUCUCUCAGCUGGUGAGAACACAGCAGGUUGUCACAGCAACCCUGGGAGAGGACGCUCACUUCAGCUGCAGGCUCAUGAAACCCAAAGACGUGCUUCAAGUCACCUGGCAGAAAGUGACACCAGGGACUGAAAAUGUGGCCACCUACAACAAACGAUUUGGACCAGUAGUCAACCCACCUUUUCAGAGGAACGUUGAGUUUGAAGACGAGGGUCUGCAGAACUGCACUAUCGUCAUCAGAGGAGUGUCAAGAGGAGAUGAGUCCUGCUACAAGUGUCUGUUUAACGCCUAUCCAGAAGGAGCUAUCAGCGGCAGGACCUGCCUCCAAAUUAAUGAGCUGUAUGGACCCUCACUCCUCAUCACACAAACCAACAACAGUCACACCACUCUGUCCUGUUCUGCUACUGGACGACCUGUUCCUAUAGUAACCUGGGACCACAUAGAAAACAUCAGUCUAGACAAAUCCACCAUGGCUGAUGUCACCCAUUCCAAUGAAACAGUCACUGUCACCAUAACUGCCAUGGUGGCAGCGUCCAGUCUACCUGACAAAGACACCAGGGUUAGGUGUGUAGCGUCAUCCCGUGGUGCCGUCAAGGAGGUUUCCAUGGUGAUUCCAACUAGGGAUCAAGCUUCAUUUGCAGGUCAAUCUCAGGUCUCUGAUGAUGACAGGAUCAGUGGUGCAGUGGUUGGUGCAGUGAUUGGUGCAGUGCUGGGUUCAGUGUGUCUCAUUGCUGUAUUCUGUGUAAUAUGGCUGCAAAAGAGGAGAAAAGAUACCUCUUCCAGAAAACCCCCAGUUCCUGACCCUGAAAUCAGCAGAACUCCCUUAAAGACACCACCAACAUCCAAACAUGUCACACCAACCUCCAGUCCAUCACAAAUGUCACACUUGUCAACCAGCUCAACAGUCAAGCAUAGGUUGACUAAGAACUCCAGUCCGUCACAAAUGAUACCAUCCCUCAGCUCGUCUGACAAGCGCAGGAUACAACCAGCUCAGGAGGCUGUAAAGAGGAUAGACUCCCUCAGCUCCUCAGCCAAGCGUAUGAUGCAACAAGCACAAGAUGGUGUAGAGAAAUUAUCUCCUGAGAGACCAGAUGACCUGCAAUGUAGAAGGAAACUUUUAGAGGGUUACGAGGACUGAGUGACUACCAUACUGUCUCACACACAUCUGUGUGGUUCAGAGACCGUUUUCUAUCCAUAGGCAUUGUGGGUACUGAAUAGUGGACUGAAUGGCCUACACACAUAGGCCUGCUGGUUAUUGUAUAUGUAAAUACAGUAUGAAAAUAUAGUUUGUAGUUGGUUAAUGAUGAAACAUGAUAAAUCCACACUACACUUGUUUGUGUGUUUAUUCUUCACUUUUUUAUAAAUCAAGUGUUGUGAUAUUAUAACCUACACAAUAUCAUAAUGUAGACUACUUUCAUGGUGUGUUGUGAUAUUAUAACCCACACAAUGUCAUAAUGUAGACUACUUUCAUGGUGUGUGUUUUGUGUGUGUGUGUGUGUUUUCUUUCUUCACUUUUUAUAAAUCAAAUGCUGUAAGAUACACAAUGUUGUGAUGUCCUUUGUUGUGUGUUUGUUUUCUACUUUUAUAAAUAAAAUGUUUAAACAAUGUUGUAAUGUAUGUUGUGACAUCGCUUGUUAUACAAUGUGUCAUAAAUCUGCUGCUGGAAAUGC
Messenger RNA from Salmo salar (Atlantic salmon), 1681 nucleotides. The record is from RefSeq and is a predicted model, not a curated record. NCBI's taxonomy places the organism in Eukaryota, Metazoa, Chordata, Actinopteri, Salmoniformes, Salmonidae.